Molecule: messenger RNA, 2508 nt
Organism: Cynoglossus semilaevis (tongue sole)
Lineage: Eukaryota; Metazoa; Chordata; Actinopteri; Pleuronectiformes; Cynoglossidae
Product: Na(+)/H(+) exchange regulatory cofactor NHE-RF3-like
Exons: 12
Coding region: 805-2103 (432 amino acids)
Biological process (GO): protein localization to plasma membrane
Cellular component (GO): apical plasma membrane
Molecular function (GO): signaling receptor binding; protein-membrane adaptor activity
Source: RefSeq, a predicted model, not a curated record
ACACCACGUCCACCAGGUCGUGCCCUUUUACAUUGGUUCGCUUAAUUUUGUUUUAUUUUGACAAGUUGAAUUCUGUUGUUUCUUUUUUUAAAUGUACAAAAUAAACGAACAAACUCAGAGAGAUAAAAGACUAAAAUGAUUUUUAAAGAAGACGCGGGGAUCAAUAUUGCAAGUGGAUUUCAGUUGCUCUAUUCGUGCCCAACUUGCGUUGUGUUUUAUUUUGAAAUGUUUACCACGUUCGCCCACUACAGACCGACUUACUUCCGGCUUCAUAUCUGUCACUAUCGAUUACCGGACUCGUCUUAAUCACCCUCACCCGUUGCUCGUUUGCUCGGUGUCAUCAGUUCGACUGCUCGCGCUCCCUUUUUGCGGUUUUACUUUUGUAACUUUCCACGGUUUUGUAUUAGUUUUUGUACAAGAAAGAAACAGUACAACAUGUUUACUUUUUACGGUUUGUUGCAAUUUCGGAAUGACCGGUAUUUCUGUGAUAGGAGGCUUUUUGGAAGCCGUAGAAAUGUGACUCCUGAAACCUGAUAGGAUAACUCAGUUUUUUCAAAUAAUGGAACGUCCAUUUUAAUGAAAACAUGACUGUUUACACUUCCACUUAAUCCUGCUUUAGGGUAUUUUGACGAAGCCUCACGUGUAGUGGGGGUGGGGGCGUGUCAGCAAAAACCUGGAGAAGGUUCGUUAGUGGGAGGGGACUCAACAGUUGAGCAAAUGUGGAUUAAAAAAAAGUGACAUAAUAAACCAGUUGAGUUUUAUUUUGGUUUGGGUUCAUCCUCUUACUGAAGGACGGAUAGAACAAUGCGAUUCAAGGUUGUUUCUCCUGUGCAUUUAACGGCUUCUCCAGUCAACAGCUACGGCUCCAUAUCAUGUGUCUCUGCCAGAACAGGAACGCUCACUCAGGACUCCAUGAGCUCCUCCACAGGCUGCCAGGAUGCCGUCCACGUGCCACGUUUCACCUUCAAUCCAAGAGAGGGCAUUGAUAAUCCAGCCUUGGUCAUCACUGACGACCCUGAGCCAGACAGCAGUCUGGUUCCCAAACUGUGCUACCUGAAGCGUAUGGAGGGCCAGAGUUUUGGCUUCUACAUGCGGGUGGACCAGACCCACCACUCAUUUGAGGUCAGAGGUGUGGAACGGUGGAGUCCUGCCGAGUGCAGUGGCCUCAAAGAUGGAGACAGGCUCCUGGAGGUCAACGAGGAAUAUGUGGCUGACAAGGACUUUUAUACGGUGAUGAGGAAGAUUCAGUCUUGCGGCGUACAUCUGUUUCUCCUGGUGUUGAGAAAAGAAGAGUAUGAACAGUCCAUGUCUAUGGGUCUGGACCUGAAGAUGCUGGUGAAGCUCGCCAAGGGAGACCACUGGACCAGACCUAGACUAUGUCACAUCAGCAAAGAGCCAGAACACGGCCUGGGGAUGACCAUAGUUGCUGUGGAAGGUCAGAAGGGUCAGUACAUGGUGUGUACGGUACCAGACGGUGCAGCAGAGAAAGCCGGCGUCUGCACGGGCGACAGACUGAUCUGGAUCAACGGAGCCCUGGUUUCGAUGCUGACUCACUCCCAUCUCGUCAAAGCUGGGAAGAAGAGCGGGAACUCGGUGACUCUUCUGGUCGCUGACAGCGAGAGCGAAGCCUGUUACGUCAGGAGGAAGAUGCCCAUCCUGCCCGUCAUAGCCCAGUGCUGCAGCAUUCCCCACGCCGCCAAGACCAUGCACCUGGAGAAGGGCGCCGACGGCUACGGCUUUCUGCUGAGGCAGGAGAAGCUGGUGGGCCAGGAAAGAAAAGUUCACGUGCUGAGGGAGAUCGAUGUUGGAAGUCCAGCUGAAGGAGCGGGCAUGGAGGAUGGAGAUCUGCUGCUGGCCGUCAACGGUGAACCCGUGGAGUCCUCGCAGCACGAGGACAUUGUCCAGCUGAUCAGAAAGAGUGGGGACGAGGUCACCCUGACCACCAUGUCCAUACCAGGACGAGACUUUUACAGAGCGUUGGACCUUUCUCCACUGCUGUUCCACGAGGACCGAUUGUCUGUGAACGAUGACUGCGCCAAGAACCAGGGGAACGACCGAAGAUCUACUGGCUCAGAUUCCAAAAAAGUUAGUGCUUUCUUGUAACGGGAUUGGGCAGGAGGCCACGCCCCCCACCCCUCACGCACACCCCGAUCCCUGAACCUGGGAAACGGGAGGAUCCAACAUCAAGGGUUAAAAAAGACAUGGCGUUGUCGACCAUUUUAAAACACAAACAAAUGCACUUUAAAUGAAAAUGUUUUUUUUUUUUAACGACCACAAAAUUAUAAAUUUCUUGUGGUUUUUUUUUUUAUUUCUCUGAAUUUAACUAUUUAACAUCCAGCAUCCUGUGAAAUAUUAGAAUCCAUCCACAUCCGACCGUCUGUUUAUGUCAACCAUCAGUUUUUUUCUUUGGCACAUUAUAUUCACAAUAACAAACCAUUUCAAAAAGAGAAGAAGAUUCUUCUGUAUUAUACAUAUGAUAUAUAUUUAUAAAUACAUUAUUAUGACUUA